AUGUGGCCUUAUUGGUUUUAUGUUGUAGCUUUAGUAGUUGUAGGAAUAACACAUUGGGUUUAUAGAUGGAAAAACCCAAAAUGUAACGGGAAAUUGCCUCCUGGCUCCAUGGGUUUCCCUCUUAUAGGGGAGACUAUUGAGUUUCUCAGGACAAGUAAAUCACUAGACGUCUCCCCUUUCAUGAAGAAGAGAAUGAAAAAAUAUGGGUCACUAUUCAAGACCAAUUUGGCAGGACGGCCAGUUGUGGUAUCAUCAAAUCCUGACUUCAGCUAUUUUCUUCUUCAACAAGAAGGGAAGUUAGUGGAAAGAUGGUACUUGGAUUCGUUCGCAAAGCUUCUUCGCCAAGAUGUUACAUCGAUUAUUUCAGUACAUUACAUACACAAGUAUCUAAGAAACUUGAUUCUCAGUCACUUUGGCUCUGAGAGACUCAAAGCCGACCUGUUGCCUGGGUUAGAAAAUGCUAUAAGUGGAAGCUUGCAGGAUUGGUCUGAGCUGCCGAGAGUGGAAGUGAAAAGUGUCAUUUCAAAUAUGAUCUUUGAUUUCACUGCAAGAAGGUUAUUUGGUUAUGAAGUUGCAAAAUCAUCAGAAAAAGAUUUAGCCCAGAGUUUCACCAAUUUCUUAGAAGGACUUAUGAAAUUUCCUCUGAAUGUUCCAGGCACAUCAUUUUACAAGUGCAAGAAGAACCAGAAGAGGAUAUUAAAACUAAUAGCUGAUGAGCUAGGAAAAAGACGGGAAUCCCCGAAGAAGCAGAAAGAAGAUAUGCUUGAUCAGAUCGUAGAGGACAUGAAAAAGGAGACAUUCUGGACAGAUGAUUUUGCCAUUUAUGUGAUGUUUGGGAUCCUCCUUGCCAGCUUCGAGACUAUAUCGUCUACUCUUGCUGUAUGCAUUAAUUUUCUUACAGAUAACCCUUCUAUGGUGCAGAAACUAACGGAGGAGCAUGAGGAACUUGUCAAGAACCGUGAGAAUAAAAAUUCUGGACUUUCUUGGGAAGAAUACAAGUCCAUGACCUACACUCAUCAUGUUGUCAAGGAAUCACUCAGGCUGGCAAGUGUUGCUCCUGGAAUCUUGAGAAGAGCAUUAAAAGACAUUGAAGUUGACGGAUAUACAAUUCCAAAAGGCUGGGCUAUCUUAGUUGUUCCAGCAGCUGUGCAGCUGAAUCCUAACACCUACGAGGAUCCGCUUGCCUUUAACCCAUCUCGAUGGGAGAACAUGGGAGAGGUAGCAACGGCCAAGAACUUCAUUGCAUUUGGAGGAGGAUCAAGAUCUUGUACGGGAGCUGAGUUUAGCAAGGUUCUGAUGGCUGUGUUUUUGCAUGUCUUUGUCACCAAAUACAGGCUGACCAAAAUCAAGGGAGGAGAGAUGAUUCGGUGCCCAGUUUUAGCAUUUGGUGAUGGUUUACAUGUUCAAGUUACAGCAAAGCUUGAAUAAUAUAUAUAUUCGAAAUAAAAAUGAAAGUGAUGAAGUUAAAUUGGUUGUAAUG
Messenger RNA from Ricinus communis (castor bean), 1480 nucleotides. RefSeq names its product cytochrome P450 87A3. The transcript has 9 exons. Gene Ontology annotation, biological process: sterol metabolic process. Gene Ontology annotation, molecular function: oxidoreductase activity, acting on paired donors, with incorporation or reduction of molecular oxygen; heme binding; iron ion binding. The record is from RefSeq and is a predicted model, not a curated record. The coding region runs from base 1 to 1428 and encodes 475 amino acids. Lineage: Eukaryota; Viridiplantae; Streptophyta; Magnoliopsida; Malpighiales; Euphorbiaceae.